AUGGAUUACAGCUCGCUCAGCGGGGUCCCGCGCUUCCUGACCCGGCCCAAGGCGUUCAUGGUGUCUGUAGGGAAGGAUGCCACCCUGAGCUGCCAGAUCGUUGGAAACCCCAUCCCAGUGGUGAGCUGGGAAAAGGAUAAACUUCCAGUGCAGUCUGGGGGAAGGUUUAAAACCACAGAGGACGGGGAUUUGUACCGGCUAACCAUCUACGACCUGAGCCUGGAGGACAGCGGCCAGUACAUCUGCAGGGCCAAGAACACCAUCGGGGAGGCCUUUGCUGCUGUCAGCAUCAAGGUGGGAGAGGAGACCACAGUCACUGAGUCAGCUCCUUACUUCAUCCAGAAACCUUCCAACAUCAAAGUGACCCUGGGAGAAGAUGCCAUGUUCAAAUGCAAAGUUCAGGGCAGCCCUCCCCUCUCGGUGAACUGGGAGAAGGACGGGAGAUACCUGAGGAACAAAGCAGACGCCGGGCGCUUCCAGAUCGAGUCUGCUGGUGACUCCAACGCUCUCACCAUCCAGUGUGCCCAGCUGGGGGACAGUGGCACCUACACCUGCCGGGCAGAGAACCUCAUCGGCUCCGCCAGCGCCUCGGCCGCGCUGGUGGUGGAAAAGCGCGGCUCUUCCAACCCCGACAGCGGCAAGACGGCAUCCUUGCUGUCCCACCUGCAGAAGAGGCGGGAGGAGAUCAGGAAGAUGGACAUCUCCCACGGGACUCUGGACUCUUCCUCUGCUUACUCGGCGGUGGAGGGGCUGUCCAGCCUGGGCUAUGGCCUGUCCCGGGACUACGAGCGCGCGGCGGGGCUGGCCAAGGGCGCCCGCAACGCCGCGCUCGGGGCGCUGACGCGCACCUGCAGCGUGACCGAGGGCAAGCACGCCAAGCUCAGCUGCUACGUGACGGGAGAGCCCAAGCCCGUGAUCGUGUGGAAGAAGGACAACGAGGUCAUUGUGGAAGGCCGGCGGCACGUCAUCUACGAGGACGACCAGGAGAACUUUGUGCUGAAGAUCCUCUUCUGCAAGCAGACGGACAACGGGCUGUACACCUGCACGGCCUCCAACCUGGCGGGGCAGACCUACAGCUCUGUGCUGGUCACUGUCAAAGAACCCACCAUACCCUUCAAGGCAAAACUGAAGGACCUCGAGGUGAGGGAGAAGGAAUCUGCCACCUUCCAGUGUGAAGUGCCCGUGGCUGGGACAGAGACAGCUUGGUUCAAGGAGGAGACCAAGCUGCAGCAGAGCAAGAAGUACAACAUCGAGGAGGAGGGCACCUACCGCCGGCUCACCGUGCAGAACGUCACCACGGAUGAUGAUGCUGUUUACAUCUGUGAGAUGAAAGAAGGGAGCAGGACCAUUGCAGAGCUCUCUGUCCAAGGGAACAUCAUUAAAAAACUCCCACGGAAAACUGCUGUCUUCAUCAAUGACACUGCCACCUUCUGCGUGGAGCUGGACAACGACUGCCAGAACGUCAGGUGGCUGAAGAACAGAGAGGAAGUCAAACCCAGCGACCGCAUCUCCAUCACCUGCUCUGGCAAACAGCACACCAUGACCAUCCGGGAGUGCAAGGUGGAAGAUGCUGGGGAGAUUGCCUUCCUGGCUGAUGAAAGCAGGACUUCCACCCAGUUCACUGUGACCACUCCCAAAAAACCUCCCACCCAACCCCCAGCUGACCCUGUGGUGAAAAAUAAAACAGAAACCUCAGUGACCCUGGCGUGGUCCCCUCCGAGGAUGGAGCGGCCCAUCCCGGUGGACGGAUACAUCGUGGAGCGCAAGAAACUCACCGGCUUCACCUGGGUGAGGUGCCACGAGUCCCACGUCCCCAGCCCCGAGCUCACAGUGAGCAACCUGGCAGAAGAGGCUGACUACCAGUUCAGAGUGUCUGCUGUCAAUGCCUACGGACAGAGCCCCUACCUGGAGUUCCCUGGGAGCCUGCACCUCGAACCCAUCCUGGCUGUGAAGAACCCCCUGACCACAGCUGAAGUUGCACCCGGAGGUGAUGCCCUGUUCACUGUUGACCUGACCAAGACAUGUUCUGGCACUUGGUACCUGAAUGGCAAAGUCUUACAGGAAAGUGAGACUUACAUCAUCAACAGAACCCAAACCACUCACACCCUGGUCGUAAAAAAUGUCACCAGGAAAGACGACGGGGCAGAAGUGAAAUUUGUUGCCAACGACGUUGAGACCAGCACCAAGAUGAGAGUGAGAGGAGCUGCAGUGAGAUUCACCAACAAGACCAAAGACACAGAAAAAGUCUCAGCUCGGCUGAGGGAAGAAGCCAAACUCCAGGCUGAGCUUUCAGACACAGAGGCCACUGUGAAGUGGAUGAAAGAUGGGAAGGAGCUCAAGGCCAGUGAAAAAUAUGAGUUCCAAAGUGUGGGGAAGAGGCGCAUCCUGAAAAUCCGCAGCGCUGCUGAGGAGGAUGCUGGAGUCUAUGAGUGUGUCUGUGAAGGGGAUAAAAUGGUUUAUCAGCUCUCAGUGAAAGCACUUGCAAACUUUGUAAACAAAGAGAAAACAGGAGGAGUUGUCAGGGCCACUGCUGGGAAACAGGCUGAGCUUGUGUCUGAGACCUCUGAGGCCAACAUCAUGGUGAAGUGGUACAAAGAUGGGAAGGAGAUCACAGCCAGCAAGAAAUUCACCAUGGAAGACAAAGGAAAACUGCACAAGCUUGUGGCUUCGGCUGUGACAAAAGAAGAUGAAGGAACUUACACCUGCAAAAUCGGGGAUGACACCCUUACUUUUGAUCUAAAAGUCUCAGAUGAAGCUGUUACUUUUGUCAACAAGCCCAAAACGACUCCAGAAGUGUCAGUCAGUCCUUCUGAGAGCCUGGAGCUGGUGUGUGAGGUGUCAGCUGCAGGUGGGGCCGUGGUGUGGAGGAAGGAUCAGACCGAGGUGAAGCAGGACCAGAGGACAACAAUCGUCUGCCAGGGGACACAACGCAAGCUCAUCAUCAAGAAGGUGACACAGCAAGACCAAGGCAGCUACACCUGUGAGACAAAGGACGACAGAACAACAUUCCAAGUCAAAGUCAGAGAGACAGAGGCUGUGUUUACAAACAAGGAGAAGGUGCAGAAAGAGGUGAAGGCUGCACUGUCAGAAAAUGCCACUCUGAGCUGCGAGGUGGCCCAGGAGAAAACAGAGGUGAAGUGGUACAAGGAUGGGAAACUCAUCACCUGCAGCAAGAAGUUCAAGGUGGAGUCAGAGGGCAAAUCGCGUCGUCUGGUGGUGGGUGAGGUGGAGAAGAAAGAUGCAGGGGAGUACACCUGUGAGGCUGCAGGCCAAAAACUCACCUUCAGGAUCAAUGUCACAGAAGCAGAGGAUGCAUUUAUCAACAAGGAGAAGGUGCAGAAAGAGGUGAAGGCUGCACUGUCAGAAAAUGCCACUCUGAGCUGUGAGGUGGCCCAGGAGAAAACAGAGGUGAAGUGGUACAAGGAUGGGAAACUCAUCACCUGCAGCAAGAAGUUCAAGGUGGAGUCGGAGGGCAAAUCGCGUCGUCUGGUGGUGGGUGAGGUGGAGAAGAAAGAUGCAGGGGAGUACACCUGUGAGGCUGCAGGCCAAAAACUCACCUUCAGGAUCAAUGUCACAGAGGCAGAAGAUGCAUUUGUCCACAAGGAGAAGGUGCAGAAAGAGGUGAAGGCUGCACUGUCAGAAAAUGCCACUCUGAGCUGUGAGGUGGCCCAGGAGAAAACAGAGGUGAAGUGGUACAAGGAUGGGAAACUCAUCACCUGCAGCAAGAAGUUCAAGGUGGAGUCGGAGGGCAAAUCGCGUCGUCUGGUGGUGGGUGAGGUGGAGAAGAAAGAUGCAGGGGAGUACACCUGUGAGGCUGCAGGCCAAAAACUCACCUUCAGGAUCGAUGUCAAAGAGGCAGAAGAUGCAUUUGUCCACAAGGAGAAGGUGCAGAAAGAGGUGAAGGCUGCACUGUCAGAAAAUGCCACUCUGAGCUGUGAGGUGGCCCGGGAGAAAACAGAGGUGAAGUGGUACAAGGAUGGGAAACUCAUCACUUCCAGCAAGAAGUUCAAGGUGGAGUCGGAGGGCAAAUCGCGUCGUCUGGUGGUGGGUGAGGUGGAGAAGAAAGAUGCAGGGGAGUACACCUGUGAGGCUGCAGGCCAAAAACUCACCUUCAGGAUCGAUGUCCCAGAGCCAGAAGUUGUGUUUACAAACAAGGAGAAGGUGCAGAAAGAGGUGAAGGCUGCACUGUCAGAAAAUGCCACUCUGAGCUGCGAGGUGGCCCAGGAGAAAACAGAGGUGAAGUGGUACAAGGAUGGGAAACUCAUCACCUGCAGCAAGAAGUUCAAGGUGGAGUCGAAGGGCAAAUCGCGUCGUCUGGUGGUGGGUGAGGUGGAGAAGAAAGAUGCAGGGGAGUACACCUGUGAGGCUGCAGGCCAAAAACUCACCUUCAGGAUCGAUGUCACAGAGCCCAAACCUGCAUUUAUAAACCAGGAAAAGGUCCAGAAGGAGGUGAAGGCUGUCCUGACAGAAAGUGCCACCCUCAUGUGUGAGGUAGCACAGGACACAACCGAAGUGAAGUGGUACAAGGAUGGAAAACUGCUCGUGUCCUCUCGGAAAUUCAAAAUCGAGACCUUGGGCAAAUCCCGGCGCCUGGUGGUGGAGCAGCUGGAGAAGAAGGAUGCUGGGGAAUACAUCUGUGAGGCUGCAGGCCAGAGGAUGACCUUCAAACUGGAGCCAACUGAACCAGAGGCUAAAUUUGAAAAGAAAGUUGUCCAGAAAGAACCUCUCAUUGUUCAAGAACACGAAAGCAUCACACUGACAACCUCAGUCACACCUGAAACAGCUGCAGUGAGGUGGUUCAAGGAUGGCACAGAAAUCAAGGCGAGCAAGAAAUGUGUGAUCAAAAGUGAGGGGGCAUCCAGGACGCUGACAGUGAAUGCAGCUGAGAGCACAGACUCUGCCCUCUACACCUGCCAGACAAAGGAUGACAAGCAGGAAUUCAGAGUCCAGGUGAAAGAAAUCCCAGUGAAGUUUGCCAAGAAGCUGGAGGCUGUGAAAGCUGAGCUUGGUGGCAGCGUGUCCCUGAGCUGUGAGCUGAGCCACGCCAAGGGGAAGGUGACGUGGAGCAGGAAUGGUGUGGAGAUCAAGGCCAGCAAGCGUUUCCAGAUCCGUGAGGAGGGAACCAAACGGAGCCUGACCAUAACGGGGAUCCGGGCUGAGGACGAGGGAGAAUAUUCCUGCGAGUCCAGGGAUGACAAGAGCAGCAUCACCAUCGUCCCCAAACCUCCCAGAGUGGUGAAAUUCGUCACAAGUCUCAACAGCGUGGUGACUGAGGAAGGAAAAGAGGCCGUGUUCAAGUGCACCGUCUCCCCCAGUGAUGCCGUGGUCACCUGGCUCAGGAAUGGUGCCAAGAUUGAAGCCAGCAAGAAAUAUGUGAUCUCUCAGAAGGACACCAACCACAGCCUCACCAUCACUGACCUGACACUGGAAGAUGCAGCUGAAAUCACUGCCAAUGCUGAGGGCGUGGAGAGCACAGCCAACCUCAGAGUCAGAGAGGCCUCAAUCUCCUUCAAGAAGAAGCUGGAGCCCAAAACAGUUGAAGAGAGGGAGACAGUGACCUUGGAGGUAGAGCUGACCAAGCCUGCAGAGGUGAAGUGGAUGAGGAACAGCAUUGUGCUGAAGCCCAGUGACAAAAUAGAGAUCAAAGCUGAGGGAACAAAGCACACCUUGGUGGUCAAGGACAUCUCCUUUGCAGACCGGGGCUUCUACUGCUGUGAGAGCCCUGAUGACAAGACCCAAGCCAAGAUCAAUGUGGAAAUGAGGCAGAUCAAGCUGGUGAAAGGCCUCCAGCCCCUGGAGGUGGCUGAGAAAGGGACGGUCACCUUCGAGGUGGAGGUGUCCCACGAGGACGUGGAGGGGACCUGGCAGAAGGAUGGUGUUCGUCUGAAACCUGCACCCAACGUCAGCUUCGGUGUCCUGGGCAAGAAACACUCCCUGACUCUCUCCUCAGUGGCUCUGGAAGAUGCAGGACUCAUCUCCUUCAAAGCAGAGGGCAUUAACUCAUCGGGGAAGCUCACUGUGAAAGAAUUGCCUGUGAGGAUCAGCAAACCCUUGGCAGAUGUCAGUGUAACUCAGAAGCUCAAGGCCACAUUCGAGUGUGAGCUGUCCAAACCCAAUGCCAAUGUGAAGUGGUUCAAGGAUGGGAAGGAGAUCCGGCAAAGUAAAAAUAUUGGGAUAAUCUCCCAAGGAAAUAAGAGAAGCCUCAUUAUUCACAAGUGUGAAUAUGAAGACCAGGGAACCUAUACAUGUCAAGCAGCUGAAGACAAGACAUCAGCUACUCUAAAGGUUCAUGCCCGAGAUGUCAAGAUUGUAAAACCACUGGAAGAUGUGGAAGUGAACGAAUACGAGAGUGCAUCUUUCAUCUGUGAGAUCUCACACGACGAGGUGGAAACCCAGUGGUACAAAAAUGACAACAAGCUGAAGACUUCGGACAACAUCAAAAUGCGGCAGGAUGGAAAGACCUAUUCCCUGACGUACGCACGUGUCCAGGUUGAGGAUGCGGCUGAGAUCAAAUUCGUAGCAGAAAAGGCAGAAUCUCGUGCUCAGCUGACUGUAAAAGAGCUGCCCGUGAGAAUCGUGAAGCCCUUGCGGGAUAAGAUCGCCCUGUGGAAGCACAGGGGGGUGCUGGAGUGCCAGGUGUCCCGAGCCAAUGCCAAGGUCAGGUGGUUCAAAAAGGACGUGGAAAUUCACCCGGGUGUGAAAUACGAGAUCGUGAGCGAGGGCGUCUAUCGGAAACUCGUCAUCAACGACGCCGACUACGAGGAUGAGGACACGUACACCUGUGAUGCCUUCGAUGACAAAACCAGUGCUAAUUUCUUUGUUGAAGAGCAAGCCAUUAAUAUUGUAAAAGAAUUGUGUGAUGAGGACGUGACUGAGCCUGAAGAAGCCAAUUUUGAAUGUGAGACAUCCAUUCCAUCUGUGAAACCUGCCAAGUGGUUCCUGAAGGGAGCAGCCUUGCAGGCUGGCAGAAACAUCAUCAUGCAGCAGGAAGGCACCCUCCACAGGCUGACAAUAAUAAAAACAAGUGUUGAUAUGACAGGCACCAUCCAGUUCUCCAUUGGCAAAUCCAAAUCCACAGCGAACCUGCUCGUCAGAGAUUACCACAUCCAGAUCACCAGGAAGCUGGAGGACAAGACCGUCCUGGAGCGACACUCGGUCAUCCUGUCCUGUGACUUUAGGCCUUCCCCAAAGCACGUCAAGUGGUUCAAGGGCCAAGUGCUCAUUGAGCCCUCGGAGAAGUACAAAAUCAAGAGGGACCAGUACUCAGCAGAGCUGAAGAUCAUGAAGGUGAAGCCCGAGGAUGCUGGUGUGUACAAGUGCAGGGCUGGCAUCGCCGAGACCGAAGCCACGCUGAGCGUUGAAGCCCGCAAUGUAGAGGUCCUGAAGCACCUGCAGGACGUGGAGAUUGAGGAGGACAGCUCUGCUGUGUUCUCCUGCGAGCUGUCCCACGACGACGAGGAUGUGGAGUGGUUCCUCAAUGGCACCCUCCUCUACACCAACAACUUCAACGACAUCAAGAACGUGGGCAAGUGCUACAUGCUGACCAUGAAGCAGGUGAAGCCCGAGGAUGCUGGCACGGUGACAAUGAAGUCUGACAAGGUGUCGGAGACCGUGCGGCUGAAGGUGAUAGAGAAACCUGCUGUCUUCAUGAAAUCCCUGGAUGAUGUUUUCGGUGAGGAGCGCGGAGUGAUCAAACUGGAAUGUGAAGUCUCCAAAGAGAAGGUCAAACCUGUUUGGAAAAAGGAUGGUGUGAAGAUCACUUCCAGCAAGAAGUAUGAGGAGAUACAGUCUGGCAAGACCCUGUGCCUCCUUAUCCAUGACCUGGAAAAGACAGAUGCAGGGUUAUACACCUGUGACAUCGGCACUGAUGUUGCCAAAUCAAAGGUCAGCGUUCAGGAGCUGAACAUUGGCAUCACCAAAAGGCUCAAGAACACUGAAAUCCAGGAGGGAGAAGAUUGCACUUUUGAGUGCAUUUUGUCCCAUGAAAGCAUUGAUGACUUCAACUGGACCCUGAAUGGGAGAAAAGUGGAAAGUGGGGGAAGAUUUAAAGCCUCCAAUGCAGGUCGGAAAUACACACUGAGUAUCAAAAAUGUCAUUCCUGGUGACACUGGGGAAGUCAUCUUCACUGCCCGUGGUCUCACCUCCAAGGCUUCCCUGCUUGUGAAAGAAAAACCUACUGAGGUUGCAAAACAGCUGGAAGAUAAAACAUCACCAGCAGGGCAGGACAUCAGCCUGAGCUGUGAGUUGUCCAAAGCUGAUGUGACCAUCAGGUGGUACAAGGAUGGCAAAGCAAUCAGGAAAAGCCAGAAGUACGACCUGCAGCAAGAGGGGACACGAGCCACUCUCAUCAUCCGAGACUCCACGGUCAAGGACAGUGGGGAAUACACCUGUGAGACUGAGACCUCCAAAACAACAGCCAGGGUCACAGUGCAAGAAAAACCUAAUUAUUUUGUCAAGGAACUCUCAGACCUGAAAGUGGAUGAGAGUGGAACUGCAGUUUUUGUGUGCCAGAGUGAGAGAGCUGCAUCCUCUGUGGUCUGGAGGAAAGGCAUCGCUGAGCUCAGGGCUGGCAGGAAAUACGAGAUGACACAGAAAGGACAAGUCCUCCAGCUGACCAUAAAGAACCUGGAGAAAAGUGACAGUGACACUUACAGCUGUGACAUUGGGGAUGCCCAGUCCAGAGCCAAGCUAACUGUGCAAGGCCAGAAAGUGCUAAUUACAGAAGACCUGGAGGAUGUCACUGUGUUAGAAGGAGAAUCUGCCAUGUUCAAGUGCAGAAUCUCUCCCGUAGACUAUAGCAGAGUGCAGUGGUUUUUGGAUAAAACCCCACUCCAUACCAAUGAACUUAAUGAGAUCCAGUCCCAGCCUGGUGGAUAUCACCUGCUGACGCUGAGAAAGCUCUCCCUGAAGGACUCGGGGCUCAUUACAUUUGAAGCUGGUGAUAAGAAAACAUCUGCCAGUUUGGUUGUUAAAGAAACACCAGUUCUCUUCAAGCAAGAGCUCCAAAAUGAAGAAGCCAAGGAAGGAAAGCAGGUCAGGCUGACCUGUGAGCUCAGCAAACCUGGCACCCCAGUGAAGUGGAUGAAGGGAGACAUGGUUCUCUAUGCCAGUGAGAAGUAUGAAUUUAAGCAGCAUGGGACUGUGGCAGAGCUCAUAAUUCGAGAUGUGAAAUCUGUAGAUGCUGGGGACUACACCUGCAGUGCUGGGGAACUGAAAACCACUGCUCGGGUCAAAGUGAAUGCUGUGCCUGUGCUUUUCAAACAAGCCCUGGAGAACACAGCUGUGGAAGAAGGGAAAUCCAUCUCCUUGCGCUGUGAACUCACAAAAGCUGAUGCCACCACCGUGGUGUGGAAGAAGGGAGAAGCCACGCUCCAGGCAAGUGCCAAAUAUGAAAUGAAGCAGAAGGGGACAGUGGCAGAGCUGGUGAUUCAUAAUGCAGAGCCAGAAGAUGCGGGAAGAUACACCUGUGACACUGGAGACCAGCAGACCACAGCCCAAGUCAAAAUCCAUGCUGCACCCGUGCUCUUCAAGGAAGAGCUGAAGCCCGUGGAAGCUGUGGAAGGUGGGACAGCCACCCUGAGGUGCCAGCUGGGCACAGAGGCCCCCGUGGAGUGGAGGAAGGGGCAAGCUCUUCUCCGUGCCAGUCACAAGUACAAGAUGAGGCAGGAGGGCCCCGUGGCUGAGCUGCUGAUCCACGACGUGGAGCCGAAGGAUGCUGGAGACUACUCAUGUCUAGUGGGGAACCAAAAAACCACAGCAGCUUUGUCAGUGAAUGCCCUGCCAGUCCGUUUCAAGCAAGAGCUGAGGAAUGAGGAGGCCACGGAGAGCGGGACAGCGACGCUGCAGUGCGAGCUGAGCGGGCCGGGCGGCUCCGUGCGCUGGAGGAAGGACGGGAAGGAGCUGGUCCCCAGCGGGAAGUACCAAACACGGCAGGAAGGGCGCUUUGUCGAGCUGGUGAUCCAAGACCUCGACCUGACGGAUGCUGGGAGCUACACCUGUGUGUGUGGAGAGCAGGAGAGCACAGCUGCUUUGAGAGUGAAUGCCUUGCCUAUCCUCUUCCAAGAAGAACUGAUGGAGAAGGAAGCUACAGAGGGAGAGGCAGUCACUUUGCACUGCAAACUGAGCAAACCAGCCCCAGUUGAGUGGAAAAAGGGGAAUAUGGUGCUCAAGCCGAGUGAAAAGUACAAAAUAGAGCAGGAAGGUCCCUUUGUGGAGCUGACAAUCCAGGAUCUGGAUUUGGCAGAUGCUGGGGAUUACAGCUGUGUGUGUGGAGACCGACAGACUACGGCUGCUCUGGCAGUAAAUGUCCUGCCCGCUCUUUUCACCAAGGGACUCGUGGACAAAGAAGCCACUGAGGGUAAAAGUGUCUCCCUGAGCUGUGAGCUGAACAAGGCUGCUGCUAACGUGGAGUGGAAGAAGGGCUUCAAGACCCUCAAGCCGAGUGACAAAUACAAAAUGAGGCGGGAAGGUGUCGUGGCUGAGCUUACAAUCCAAAACCUAGACACGGCGGAUGCUGGGAAUUAUUCCUGUGUGUGUGGGGACCAGCAGACCAUGGCAGUGUUAACAGUUCAUGCUUUGCCUGCAUUUUUCAAGGAAGGGUUGAAGAACAGGGAAGCCACAGACGGUGCCACAGCCACUCUGCGCUGCGAGCUGAGCAAGGUGGGCGUCCCGGUGGAGUGGAAGAAAGGGGACAAGGCACUCAAACCAAGUGAAAAGUACAGGAUGAGACAGGAAGAUACAGCUGCAGAGCUGCUGAUCCGAGAUCUGGAGGUGGAAGACACAGGAGAAUACACCUGUGUGUGUGGAGACCAGAAGACCUCGGCUGUCUUGACAGUCCACGCUCUGCCUGCACUGUUCAAAAGAGAUCUUGUCAAUGUGGAAGGCACAGAAAACAGGACGGCUGUUCUGCAGUGUGAGCUGAGCAAACCCGCCCCAGUGGAGUGGAGGAGGGGGCAGGAGGUGCUCAGGGCCAGUGAAAAAUACAAAAUGAGGCUGAAGGACACCACUGCUGAGCUGACAAUCCACAGCCUGGAGGAGGGAGAUGCAGGAGAUUACACCUGUGUGUGUGGAGACAGGACAACCACAGCUUCCCUCACAGUCCAUGCCCUCCCUCCUCACUUUAAGAAAGAGCUGAAGAACGUGGAAGGCACAGAAAAUGGCACGGCCACUUUCUGCUGUGAGCUGAGCAAAGCUGGAGCUGCAGUGGCCUGGAGGAAAGGAGACAAAACCCUGGGGACAAGUGACAAGUUCACCAUGAGGUGCCAGGGCACGGUGGCUGAGCUGGUGAUCCAUGAUUUAGUCCUGGCAGAUGCUGGAGAUUACACGUGCUCUUGUGGAGAGCAGGAAACCACGGCUGCGCUCAAAGUGAAUGCCCUGCCUGUGCACUUCCAGGAGGAGCUGAGGGAUGAGGAAGCCACAGAAGGUGCAACAGCCACCCUGCAGUGCGAGCUGUCCAGGGCUGCCCCCGUGGAGUGGAGAAAGAAGCACAAAGUGCUCAAACCCAGUGGAAAAUACACAAUGAGGCAGGAGGGCAGCAGAGCCCAGCUGCUGAUCCAUGCCCUGGAGCUCAGGGAUGCUGGGGAGUACACCUGUGUGUGUGGAGAGGAGAAGACAACAGCAGCACUGACAGUGCACGCCCUUCCUGCUCUGUUCAAAGAGGAGUUAAGAGAUGAGGAGGCCAAGGAGGGUGAAGCAGUGACUCUGCACUGUGAGCUGACCAAACCUGCCCCAGUGGAGUGGAGAAAGGGACACACAGCCCUCAAACCAAGCGAGAAAUACAAAAUGAGGCAGAAGGAUGUCACUGCAGAGCUGGUGAUCCACAGCCUGACCCAGAGUGAUGCUGGGCACUACACCUGUGUGUGUGGGGAGGAGCAGUCCACAGCUUCCCUGGCAGUACAUGUGCUGCCUGCAGGCAUCCAGGAGAGCCUGAGGGACGAGGAGGUGACCGAGGGUCAAGCGGCCACUCUGAGGUGUGAGCUGACCAAAGCUGCCCCCGUGGAGUGGAGGAAGGGCAGCACUUUGCUCAGAGCCAGUGACAAGUACAAAAUGAGGCAGGAGGGCACGGUCAGGAAGCUGCUUAUCCAGGAUGUGGAAUUGAAAGAUGCUGGAGAGUACACGUGUGUGUGUGGAGAGCAGGAGACAACAGCGGCCUUGAUAGUGCAUGCCCUGCCAGCCCUUUUCAAAGAAGACCUGAAGGACCUGCAAGGCACGGAAAGCCAAACAGCCACUCUGCGCUGUGAGCUGAGCAAGGCUGCAGCUGUGGCGUGGAAGAAAGGGAACAAAAUACUCAGGGCAAGUGAAAAAUACAUCAUGAGGCAGGAGGGUACCCUGGCAGAGCUGGAAAUCUGUGACCUAGAGCUGCAGGAUGCAGGAGAUUACACCUGUGUGUGUGGGGAGCAGCACAGCACGGCCUCUCUGACUGUGAAGGCCCUGCCAGUGCUUUUCAGGGAAGAGCUGAAGGAUGAAGAAGCCCAAGAAGGAGCAUCAGUGACUCUGAGAUGUGAAUUAACCAAAGGAGCUCCUGUGCAGUGGAAAAUAGGGCCCAAAGUGCUCAAAGCAAGUGACAAAUACCAAAUGAGACAGUCUGGCACCACUGCAGAGCUGGUCAUUUGUGACCUAGAAGUAAAAGAUGCUGGAGAUUACACCUGUGUGUGUGGUGACCAGAAGACAACAGCAACCUUAACAGUUCAUGCUCUGCCACUGCUCUUUAAGGAGGAGCUGAAGGACCAGGAAGCAGAAGAAGGUGGAGAAGUGUCCCUGCUCUGUGAGCUCUCCAAGGCUGCUCCAGUGGAGUGGCAGAAGGACCAGAGGAUCCUCAAACCGAGUGGGAAAUACAAAAUGAGGCAGGAGGGGCUCAAGGCAGAGCUGGUGAUCCAUGAAAUAGCUGAGGAGGAUGCAGGACACUACACCUGUGUGUGUGGAGAGCACCAGACCACAGCUGUCGUGACAGUACAGGCUGUGCCUCCGUUUUUCCAAGAAGAAAUGACCAGCCAGGAAGGAGUAGAAGGUGGAACAGCCACUCUGCACUGUGAGCUGAGCAAAGCCCCUGCCUGUGUGCAGUGGAGGAAGGGCCAGCACAUCCUCACCUCGGGCUCCAAGUACAGCAUGAGGCAGGAGGGACGUGCUGUGGAGCUGCUGGUCCAUGGGCUGGACCUGAGUGACAGUGGGGACUAUUCCUGUGUGUGUGGAGACCAGACCAGCACAGCUGCAUUAACAGUUCAUGUGCUGCCUCCAGAAUUCAAGAGAGAGCUGAAGGACCUGGAAGCUGUGGAAAAUGGCACAGCUGCUCUGCAGUGUGAGCUGACAAAACCUGCUGAGGUGGAGUGGAAGAAAGGGCAGGAGGUGCUCAAAGAGAGCAGAAAACAUGAAAUGAGUCAGGAUGGUGCUGUUGCAAAGCUGAUUAUCCACGAGCUGGAGGAGGAGGAUGCUGGAGUUUACACCUGUGUGUGUGGAGAUCAGCAGACAACUGCCACGCUGACAGUCAAUGCCCUACCAGCCCUUUUUAAACAAGAGCUUCAAGACACCGAGGCAGAAGAAGGUGGCACAGUGACCCUGAGGUGUGAGCUCACCAAAGCCAAGGCUCCAGUGGAGUGGAGGAAAGGGGAUGCCACUCUCUACCCUGGUCUGAAAUACGAGCUGAGGCAGCAGGGCUGUGCUGCUGAGUUGGUCAUUCAUGACCUGGAAGUGGAAGAUUCAGGAGUUUACACCUGUGACUCUGGACACCAGAGGACAACAGCUGUGCUGGCCGUGCACGCACUGCCCAUCACGUUUAAGCAACCUUUACAAAACGAGGAGUUUGAGGAAGGAAGCACAGCCACGUUCUGCUGUGAGCUGUCGAAAGCUGGUGCUGCAGUGGAAUGGAGGAAAGGAGGCGUGGGGCUGCAGCCCAGCCAGAAAUAUGAAAUGAGGCAGAGGGGAUGCCUGGUAGAGCUCUUGAUUCACAACCUCAGGUUAGAAGACACAGGAGAAUACAGCUGUGACACGGGGGAUCAGGAAACCAGGGCAGCUCUGAACGUGAAAGCUCUGCCAGUUCUUUUCCAAAAGCAGCUCAGAGAUGAGGAGGCAGAAGAAGGAGCCACGGUGAAAUUCCAGUGUGAGCUGACAAAGGAUAACGCGGCCGUGGAGUGGAGGAAAGGCACCAUGGAGCUCUUCCCGUGUGCCAAAUAUCAAAUUAAAUUAAGUGGGCGCAGAGCUGAGCUUGUGAUCCACAAUGUAGAGCCAGAGGAUGCCUCUGAUUACACUUGUGACACAGGAGACCAGCAGAGCACUGCAGUCCUCAGAGUGAAUGCCAUCAAACCCCAGCUGAAGCAGCAGCUGAGGAACGAGGAAGUGGAAGUGGGAGGAACAGCCAGGCUGCGCUGCGAGGUUUCCAUCAGCAAAGCAGAGGUGGAGUGGAGGAAGGAUGGAGUCCAGCUGCACCCCAGCUCCAAGUAUGAAAUGUGGCAGGAUGGGACCCUCCGGGAGCUCCGUGUUCACCACCUGCAGCCUGGGGAUGCUGGGGAAUAUUCCUGCAAGGCUGGAGACCAGACGAGCUCUGCCAAACUCACCGUGAAAGAGCCCGAUGUGACCAUUGUGAGUGGCCUCAAGGACACGGUGGUGGCCGAAGGGGACGAUGUCACCUUCAGGUGCCAGGUGUCCCACGAGAACGCCAGGGAUGUCGAGUGGAAGCUGCAGGAUGUGGCUCUGCAGAACAACGAGAUGAACGAGAUCUCAGUGGAAAGGGGCAAGAUCCACACCCUGACCCUGAGGAAGGUGACAGAGCAGGACAUUGGCACCGUCACCUUCCGGGUGGGACCCCACACGUCCACAGCAGAGCUGACAGUGAAAGUGCCACCUCCAGUCUUUAAGGAGAAACUGCAGAGCAGGGAAGGGCAGGAGGAGGACACAGCUGUCCUCUGCUGCCAGCUCUCCCAGCCCAGUGCUGAGGUGAAAUGGGAAAUGGGCCCUCAGGUGAUCUCUCCAAGUAUGAAAUUUUUCAUUUCAGCCAUGAGGACUGAUAAAUCAGCCCAUACUUUAAAGAUCUAUCACUAAAAACCAGAGGGCUCUGGCAAAUACACCUGUGAUAACAGAAAUGAACAAACAACAGCCACUUUGACUGUUAAAGCUUCUCCAGUCACCUUCACACAACCACUCCAGAACCAGCAAGCUGAGGAGGGUGGCACUGUCACUCUGAGCUGUGAGGUCUCCAAACCCAACACCCCUGUGCAGUGGAAGAAGGGGGGGACAGUGCUGCGAGCCAGUGACAAAUACAGGAUGCGCCAGGACGGGGCCGUGGCUGAGCUGACCAUCCACAACCUGAGUGAAGCUGAUGCUGGGGACUACACCUGUGACACAGGGGACCAGCAAACCACGGCAGCAGUGCAGCUGAAAGAAGCAGCAGCCACCAUCGUGGAGGGGCUGAAGGACGUGGCCACCUACGAAGGAGAAGACGCGGUGUUCGAGUGCAGGCUGUCCCGGGAAACAGCUCAGGAUGCCCAGUGGUUCCUGGGGGAUGUUCCCCUGCAAUCCAACGAAAUGAAUGAGAUCAGAGUGCAAGGGACACGUCACAGCUUGAUCUUGAGGAAAGUGACCCUGGAGGACUGUGGGUCCAUCAGUUUCAAAGUGGGGCAGCAUUCGUCAGCAGCGCAGCUGAAGGUGGAAGCUGCCCCAGUCACCUUCGUGAAGGCUCUGCACAACCUGGAGCUGCAGGAGGGUGGCACUGCCCACCUGUCCUGUGAGCUGUCCAAGCCUGAUGUCCCUGUGGAGUGGAAGAAGGGCACGUCUGUGAUCCAGUCCAGCCACAAGUGCAGCAUCCAGCAGGAGGGGAAGGUGCACACGCUGCUCAUCCAUGACCUGAACCGCGCCGACUCCGGGGAGUACAGCUGCCACACGGCCGCUGGCAAGACCACGGCCAGACUGGAGGUCAAAGGCCUGCCCGUGCUGUUCCAGCAGUGGCUGAGGAACGAGGAGGUGGAGGAAGGGCGCACGGCCGCUCUGCGCUGCGAGCUGACGCGGCCGCCCGCGCGCCUGCAGUGGCGCAAAGGGGACACGGUGCUGCAGCCCGGGGACAAGUACGAGAUGCGCCUGGAGGGGACACGAGCUGAGCUCCUCAUCUACGGGGCCGAGGCUCAGGAUGCUGGAGAAUACACCUGUGACUCGGGGGAUCAGCAGACCACGGCUUCGCUGCAGGUCAAAGUACUGCCAGUGCUGUUUAACAAAGAGCUGAAAAACGUAGAGGCUGAAGAAGGGGGAACAGCAGUUUUGCACUGUGAGAUCUCCAAGCCGGAUGCUCCCGUUGAGUGGAGGAAAGGAGGGGUGGUCAUUCAGCCCAGUGACAAGUACGAGCUGAAGCUGAAGGGCAGCGUGGCUGAGCUGAUCAUCCAUGGUGUAGAAGCUGAUGACUGUGGGGAUUAUACCUGCAGCACUGGAUACGAGAUCACCACAGGGUCUGUGUAUGUGCAAGAAGAAGCAGCAGUGAUAGUGUCUGGUCUGAGGAGCACAGACGUCUUUGUGGGCGAGUCAGCCACGUUCACCUGCGAGCUCUCGCACCCGGGCGUGAGGAACGUGCAGUGGUGGCUGGAUGGGACCCCCCUCCACAACAACCUGGUGACUGAGAUCUCUGAGCAGGACGGCAGGAUCCACACUUUAACCCUCAAUGACGUGGCGUGCCACGACUCGGGCACUGUCACCUUCAGAGCUGGCUCCCUUAUAUCCUCAGCUAAAUUAUUAGUCAAAGAUCCCACCAUUGAAGUGGUCAGUCCCAUGCAGGACAUAACUGUUGAUGAAGAUGGCCCAGCAGAGUUCAUAUGCCAAUAUUCUAGGCCAGUGCACGCCAUCUGGAAGAAAAAUGAUCAGGAAAUACAUGCAGAUGGGCAGCGAGUGAUUAUCGAUCAGGACUGGAAUGUGAGCAUGCUAAAAAUUAACCCCACGGUCCCAGAAGACACUGGCAUCUAUUCUUGUGAAGCUGAAGGCAUUAAAGUGAUGGCUACACUUGAUGUUCAAGCCAAGAACAGCAUUGUCCAGGGCUUGGAGAACGUGGAGGCUGUGGAAGGAGGGGAAGCCCUGUUUGAGUGUUACCUCUCCAAGCCUGAGACCUACAAUUACAACUGGCUGAUUGAUGAUGAACCUGCCAAGACCACAGAAAACACUGAGAUGGUUUACUUUGAAAAUGGACUCAGGCAUCUCCUGCUGCUGAAGAAUUUGACUCCCCAGGACAGCUGCAGGGUGACUUUCAUGUGCAGCGAUGCAGUGACCUCAGCCUUCCUCACAGUGAAAGGGUGGCGCCUGCAGUUCCUGCAGCCCCUCACGGAUGUGGAAGUGUCUCUGGGGGAAAAAGCAACAUUUAGCUGUGUCCUGAGUGAAGCUGUGCCAGUUCAUGAAGUGGCCUGGUACAGUAAUGACAUAGAGAUCCAGUCGGGGGAGGACUGGGAGGUACAAGCAGAUGGAAACAAAUACAAACUUAUUCUGAAAAAAGCCCAACUGCAUCAUUCUGGAGAGGUGACCUUUGCUUCCAGGGAGGCCAUUUCAUCAGCCAAGCUUUCUGUGAUUGCCCUCCCCGAGCCACCCGAAGCGCCACAAGUUCUGAGUCAGAGCAGCCACUCCGUCACCCUGUCCUGGCACAAGCCGCUGGGUGACGGCGGCCAGCACAUCCUGGGCUACAAGGUGGAGAGGAAAAUCCCAGGAGUUGGCUGGCAGUCCUGCAGUGAGGGCCUCGUCCCAAACACGGAGCUGACGGUGGAUGGCCUCACCCCGGGGGAGCCCUACAGAUUCCGAGUGUCGGCCGUGAACAAAGCGGGGGCCAGCGAGGCGCUGCACUUCCCCCAGACCGUGCGGUUAGAGCCUCCAGUUACCAUCACCCAACCUUUGGUGGGAGGAUCUGUCUCGGAAGGGGGGGUGGCUCGCCUGGAGUGCACAUUAUCAAGUAAAACUGAGGAGAAAGUGACUUGGUUCAAGGGAAAAGAGCAAAUAAAAGCUGGAGGGAGAUACGAGAUCCUCUCUGAUGGAACGAAGCAGAUUCUCAUUAUCCGUGGAUUUAAGCCUGAGGAUCAGGACAGCUACACCUGCAUGGCUUCUCCAGAAGUCAAAUCUGUUGCCAGCCUGUGUCUUGAAGUUCCCACAGUGUCGAUGCUGAAGGAGAUUGCCAGGGAAGCUCCCCCUGCCAGCCGGGCUGAGGAGCAGGUGGAUGGACACAUCCAGCCCAGCCUGCCUCCUGAGGCUGCCCAGGAGGGAGAUCUGCACCUCCUGUGGGAAGCCCUGGCCAAGAAGCGCCGUAUGAGCCGGGAGCCCACCUUGGAUUCCAUCAGCGAGGUGCCCGAGGAGGAUGAGAAGCUUCAGAAGCUGAGGAAGGAGGAAGCAGAGAUGUCUCACUACUACUCGGAGGAGUACUCCACGUGUGACGAGCUGGCCAGGACAGGAGAGGCAGAUUUCUCUUUCACAAGCUCUGAUGACGAGUCUAGAGCUGGGACUCCUUCCCUAGUGAACUACCUCAAGAAAGCUGGGAAGAAGAGCACCAGCAUUACCAGCAAGGUUCAGUCCACCUCCACAGCAAAGCUAUGGAAACAGUGGGAGACAUCCACUGUGGAGACCACCGUGGCCACCACGGCUGCUCAGCCAGCUGAACCAGAGCUACCAGAUUUAGACGAUCCCUCCAUGAACAAGGCGGCUGUGAAGAUCCAAGCCGCUUUCAAAGGCUACAAAGUCAGAAAAGAGAUCAAGCAACAAGAGUGCCCGGUGUUCACUGAGACCUUCAAAGAUUUCUCUGGAGAGCCUGGAAGCACCCUGCACCUGGAGUGUGUGGCCCACAGCAAAACCGACAUGAACGUCCGCUGGCUGAAAGACGGCAAGGAGCUCUCGGAUGGUCGCUACUACCACAUAGACAGCUACAGCGAUGGCACCUGCUCCUUGAUAAUCGCCGGCCUGGACAGGAAGGAUGCAGGUAAAUACACCUGUGAGGCAUCCAAUAAGUUUGGCAAGGUCUCACACAGCGCUAAGGUGGUGGUUGGCGCUCAGGAAGCUCAAGCUCUUGCUAAGGAGAAGAGGAGUAAGCAGAGCACCGACAGCGAGACGGAGAGCUCGUCCGGCAGCGAGCUGGAUGACGCUUUCCGAAAAGCAGGAAGGAGACUCCACAGACUCUUCAGGGCCAAGAUCUCCACGGAGAUCUCUGAUGUGGAGGAAGAGCUCUUUGUCAGCGCAGACGAAGGGGACAUAGACGUGGUUGACCACCAGACGUACCGUGAGGAUGACCAGUACAUCUACAUCAAGUUUGAAGUCAUGUCCGAGGCCAAAACGGCCGCCACAAGGUUCAGAGAGAUGUUUGGCGCUCUGGGAAUUCCAGUGGAGAUCGACAUCUUGGAACAAGGCCCGAAAAAAAUCGAAUUGCGCAUUGGGAAGGCAUCACCUCCCACCCUUGGGAAGUUUCCACUUCCAGCGAGACCUCCACCACCUUUGCUGACUUCUGACACAGCCCCCAUGUUCAUGACCGAGCUCCAAAACCAAGAGGUGCAGGACGGGUACCCAGUGAGCUUUGACUGCAUCGUCAUUGGCAAACCCCUGCCCACGGUUCGCUGGUUCAAGGAUGGCAAAGCCAUUGAGGAAAACGAUCACUACAUGAUCAACGAGGACCAGGAAGGGUGUCACCAGCUGAUCAUCACUGCCGUGGUGCCCACGGACAUGGGCGUCUACCGCUGCCUCGCUGAGAACAACAUGGGCGUGGCUUCAACCAAGGCUGAGCUCCGUGUGGACUUGACCAGCACGGACUAUGAGACAGCAGCAGAUGCAACAGAGACAUCAUCUUACUACAGUGCCAAGGAAUACAUUUCAAGCCGAGAACAGGAGGAAUCCACCACUGAGGAGGAGCAGUUGCCCCAGAUCUUUGAUGAGCUUCAUGAUAUUCAUGUGGCACCUGGAGCAUCGCUGGCUAAAUUUCACUUGAAGGUGAAAGGGUACCCUCAGCCUCGUCUCUAUUGGUUCAAAAAUGGGCAGCCCCUGAAGGCCUCGGAUCGAAUCCUCAAGACUGACAGGCAGGAAUUCCACUCCCUGGAAAUCCGCGACGUCACCAAAGCAGACGCCGGCCAGUACUUGAUAUUUGUCAUCAACUCUGCUGGCUCUGCCUACUCCUCAGCCAGGCUGGUAGUCAAAGAUCCUUAUGAGAAAGAAGAGCCAUCCAAAACAGAUUCCCAUGAGCAGCUGAUACCACCAAGAUUCCUUGAAAGGUUUACAAAUAAGAAGGUGAAAAAGGGUGCAAGCAUCACGUUAUCUGUGAAAGUUGAAGGACAUCCACCACCAACAAUCACUUGGAUGAAAGAAGAGUCUCGGGAAGACAUCCUGUGGAUCAAACCAGACACUCCUGGGUACAAGCUGGCCAGUUCCAACAUGCACCACAGCCUGAUCCUGUUGGAUGUCAAGAAGAAGUACAGUGGAGCUUACACCUGCAUUGCCACCAACAAGGCUGGCCAGUCCAUCUGCACUGCCAACCUGGAAGUUGCAGAUGUGAAAGAGGCUGAAGUCCUGACCCAGGAGCGUGUGAUGGUGUCAGAAGCCAUCAUGACCACACUGGGAACUAUUCAGUCCUCUGAAGGAGACCUUGAAGCUGGCAGAGAAGGUGUGCCCAAAAGCCCUAUUUCAUUAGCUGAUGUUGGCUCAGAAGAGUUCUUCCAGAAACUUACCUCACGCAUCUCAGAAAUGGUAUCUGCAAAAAUAACUCAGGCCAAACUUCGAGUACCCGGUGCAGAAAGUGAUGAUGAGUCAAGAACUCCCUCUGCAUCUCCUCGCCAUGGACGGUCCAGACCUUCAUCCAUUGCUCAGGAAUCCUCCUCUGAAUCUGAAGAUGGGGAUUCCAGAGGAGAGAUCUUUGAUGUCUACAUGGUCACUGCUGACUACGUGCCUGCGGCGCCGGACAAGGAGACCAUCACCCUGAAGGAAGGACAGUACGUGGAAGUCCUGGAUUCAGCUCAUCCUCUGAAAUGGCUGGUCAGGACUAAACCCACGAAAUCGAGUCCCUCUCGACAGGGUUGGGUGUCUCCAGCUUAUCUGGACAAGAAAUUAAAGUUGUCACCAGAGUGGGGAGCAACAGAAAUUCCAGAGUUUCCUGGAGAGUUUGUUUCUGAAGAUGAAUACAAAAGGAAGCUAAGUGUUCUCAUUCAGGAGCUGUUGAUCUCAGAGGAAGAUUACAUUCAGGAUUUACAGUUCCUCCAGACUCAUCACCUUAGGUACACUGAGACCUGUUCCAGUGUGCCAGGAGCUGUUGCCAGUCAGAAAUCCACCAUCUUCAGGAAUAUUGAUGACAUUGGUCGCUUCCAUUCCAGUGUGUUCCUGAGGAGCCUGCAGGGCUGUGACACUGAUGAUGACGUGGCCAUGUGCUUCAUCAAGCACGAAGCAGAGUUCAACAAGUACAUCCAGUACCUGGUGGGAAGGGUUCAGGCAGAGUCCAUUGUUGUCAGCAAAGCUGUCCAGGAUUUCUACAAGAGAUACACAGAUGAAUAUUUAACUAAUGAAGAUCCCUCACAGCCACUGAUCCCACCACUGCAGCACUACCUGGAAAAACCCAUAAACAGGAUCCAGCAGUACCAGACAAUAAUUAAGGAAUUAAUCCGAAACAAGGCCAGGAACAGCCAGAACUGCACUUUGCUGGAGCAGGCCUAUGCCAUUGUGUCUGCCCUCACCAGAAGGGCAGAGAACAACCUGCACGUCUCACUCAUUGAGAACUACCCAGGGACCUUGGAGAGCCUUGGGGAGCCCAUCCGCCAGGGCCACUUCAUUGUGUGGGAAGGAGCUCCAGGAGCUCGAAUGGCAUGGAAAGGACACAAAAGACAUGUUUUCCUCUUCAAAAAUUAUAUUGUGAUCUGCAAACCAAAGCGAGACACAAAGACAGACACCUACAGCUACAUCUUCAAGAACAUCAUGAAGCUGAACAACAUAGAUGUGAAUGACCUGGUGGAAGGGGAUGACCGGGCCUUUGAGAUCUGGCACGAGCGGGAGGACUUGGUGCGCAAGUACCUGCUGCAGGCGCGGACCGUGAACAUCAAGAACUCCUGGGUGAAGGAGAUCUUGGGCAUCCAGCAGAGGAUCAGCGAGCCCAUCUGGAUCCCUCCAGACUUUGAGGAAGAACUGGCAGACUGCACAGCUGAGCUGGGAGAGACAGUCAAGCUGGCCUGCAAGGUGACAGGAGCUCCCAAGCCAUCCAUCAGCUGGUACAAAGAUGGAAAGCCCGUGGAGGUGGAUCCCCACCACAUUAUAAUAGAGGAUCCUGAUGGUUCCUGCACACUGAUCUUGGACAACCUGACAGGGGCUGACACAGGACAGUACAUGUGCUUUGCUUCCAGUCCUGCUGGGAAUGCCAGCACCUUGGGAAAGAUCCUUGUUCAAGUUCCCCCACGGUUUGUGAACAAGGUCAGAAAUGCUUAUCUUGUCGAGGGUGAAGAUGUCCAGUUCACCUGCACUGUGGAAGGAGCACCCAGGCCUCAGAUCAGGUGGUACAAGGAUGGGGUGCUGCUGAAGGACACCAGUAAAUACCAGACUUUCAGUGAACCACGGAGUGGCAUUGCAGUCCUGGUGGUCAAGAACCCUUCCAAUGAAGACAUGGGGCACUAUGAGUGUGAGCUGAUGAACAGGUUAGGGUCUGCCAAGAGUGGAGCAGAGCUUUACCACCACAGCGCCGCAGCCCUGACCCAGGAGAGGAGAGGAGACCAAGCCAUCACCAUUGAAGGAAUGAGUUCCCCCCAGCCAGAGAUGGAGACUUCUGUGCAGGCGUCGCUGCAGCGCGCUGACAAGGAGAUCAAGACAGCCCUGAGAAAGCUGCUGGACUCGGCGUCACUGCUGGUGACUCUUCCCCCAGGCAUGAGAGCAGAGGGUGGCCUUGGCCUUGUCCCUCCUGGCUCUGCUCCCUCAGAGCCCUCUGUGGUGGUUCAUGAAGCCAGCACCCAAACCCAGACUGCUGGAGGCCAUGCCAAAGCUCAGAGGGAGGUUCCAGCUGAAGAACCAGGGGUGCCAAAGCCCAGCCCUGCUCCUUCCAGGGAAGAGGAGGCUGCUGCAGGGGAAAGCACUGGGGAGCGCACUGUUCCCAUCGACAGAACAUCCCCAGAUGCAGGGGCAGGAGGCUGGUACAGGAGAGAAGGAGACGUGGUCUGGGACGUGCACAGUGAAGUUUACAUUGAGACCACAGAAAGAACUCGAGUGUAUAAGACUGAGGAGAAGACUCCAACAAGUCCUCCCUACAUGCAAGUGACAAUAGAGGACGUGCAGGUGAACUCUGGGGAACGUGCCAAAUUCCAGGCAGUCAUUGAAGGAACCCCUCAGCCCACAGUUUUGUGGUUCAAGGGCACUUCACUGCUGACAGACAGCGACAGGGUCCAUCAGGGGAAGGAAGGAACAACAUAUUUCUUAAUUGUGGACAAUGCUGCCCUGGAAGAUGGUGGUGUUUAUACCUGUGUUGCCAGAAAUGCAGGAGGGGAGGUUUUGUGCAAAGCAGAGCUUGUCGUACGUGAAGCUAAGAAAGACCAGGAAGGAAAGAAAGUGGCCACCAGGAGAAAGCUCCACUCCCAUUAUGAGGUUAAGCAGGAGAUUGGGAGGGGCUGCUUCAGCUUCGUGAAACGGGUGGUGCACAAGGGGAACAGGGUGUCCUGUGCUGCCAAAUUCAUCCCUCUGCGGAGCAAAACCAAGUCUAGAGCUCAUCAAGAGAGGGAUAUUCUUGCCUCUCUGUCCCACGACAGAAUCACCAGGCUCUUGGAUGAGUUUGAAACACGAAAAACGCUGAUUUUGAUUCUGGAGUUAUGCUGCAAUGAAGAGCUCCUGGACCGUUUAUUCAAGAAGAGCGUGGUCACUGAAGCUGAGGUCAAACUGUACAUCAAGCAAAUUUUGGAAGGAAUCAAAUAUCUUCAUGACAACAACAUCCUUCAUUUGGACAUCAAGCCACUGAACAUCCUCAUGGUUUAUCCUGAGAGGGAAGACCUGAAGAUCUGUGACUUUGGGUUUGCCCAGAGGAUCACACCCGUGCAGCCCCAGUACAGCAAAUACGGCUCUCCAGAGUUUGUUGCCCCAGAAAUUGUUUCCCAGUCACCAGUGUCAAAAGCAACUGAUAUCUGGGCUGUCGGAGUCAUCACCUACUUAAGCCUCACGUGCAAGUCUCCAUUUGCUGGGGAGAACGACAGGAAAACUCUCCUAAAUAUCCAGAGCGGGGAAAUUUCAUGGACCAUUCCUGAUGUUGUUCACUUGAGUGAAGAUGCAAAGGACUUCAUGAAAGGGAUCCUGCAGCAGCAGCCCAAAUCCAGGCCAAGUGCUUUGGACUGUCUCUCCCACAAAUGGUUCAUGCACAACGUCCCUCUUGAAGCAGCUCAUUUCAUUAACACCAAACAGCUCAAAUUCAUUGUGGCUCGGAGCAAGUGGCAGCGCUCCCUGAUGUGCUACAAAUCCAUCCUGGUGAUGAGGUCCAUCCCAGAAAUCCUGGAAAGGACCCAUGACAACAGCUCCCUGGCCAUCUCCCGACACCUCAUUGAGGAAAGCACUUCAUCCAGCACCAGUGGCUCCUCUUCAGACAACGAGAACUCGAAUUUCCCCAAAAAGAGGCACUUUGGCUCCACCCCUGAACUUCACUUGCCCGUAUUUGAUGCCCCGAGCCACCCCGAGCCUCUGAAACGUGCAAGUGAAUGGGAGCACUCCAAAAGCUCCAUCCCACCAGUAAAACCCAUGAGGAGGAAAUAUGCUUCAAUGAAAGCUGAGGUGGGGGAUAAAUCACCCACAGAAAGCAAAGAGCUCAUGGCGAGUGUCUUACAGGAGAAAGAGGAGAGGCUCCUUCCCAGCCUUCGGGGAGAGCCAUCCCAAAAAAGUGGUGCUGCUGAGCCUUCAUCCCUGAGGGCUUCCACGGAAAGCACAUCGCUUGUGCAUCAGAAAGAAAAACCAGACACACCUUUAUCUGAACAGGACAGAGGUGGAGAGGCAGGGGACGGGGCAGAGAAGCCAUCUGCCUAUGUUCCCAGGCAGAGUGUCAUUAAAAGCACCUUCUACAGCCAAGCAACGGAGCUGCCGGCGAGGCCGCCUUCGUCACCAGGCAGGGAGUUCAGAAGGCACCUGGACAGAGCCAGGAGGACUUUCCGGAAGGCUGGGUAUUCAAAGGUGCCCCUCAGUGGCCUCCGUGAACCUCUCCUUGAGCAGUUUGAACUGGAAGAAGAAGAAGAAGGAGGAGGAGAUGAUCACAAAGAAGGUCUGCUGGGAUCCUUGACCAAAUCCGCAUCGUUUGACACGGCCAGGAAGCCCCCACACCCUGCCAUCGCUGGUGGCAGCCGCAGCCGCUCCCUGGAUGACUACAGGCUGAGAGCCUCCAGAUCCCUGAGGGAAGAAGAGAUUUUGGAGGAGGACUGUGAUGUGUUAUCCCAGGAAAGCUGCCCUGAAGGCAGCGAUCACUGCGACGUUUCCGCAGGGCCUGGCAAGGGAUGUUCUGCGGGCACGGCAGAGCAAGGGGACGCCAGGAAAGCCAGCAAGGAUUGCUCAGGAGAGAAACCCUCUGCCUCCACACACUGUGAGGGGAAUGGGUGCCCACCUGCCCUUGUACAACAGGUAGAGGGACUUCCAGUGUCACCUCACAGGAGUGAGAAUAGGAAGCGUUUACUGAAGAAGUCAAAAGCCACCGAGAUUGAGGAGGACGUUGAAUGUUUGGAGGGUAAAAGCCCCAUUCCAACUGCCCAGUGCUCAGAUGUAACAGCACCAUCAGCUCCAAAACACGAGAGCACAGAGGGUAAAUCUGCCUCUGGCCAUGCCUCGGACUCUGCUUUUCAGGAGGGCAAAGAGUUCAUUUCAACCCUCACACAGUCAGAAACCACCCCAAAGUCAUCCCCUCCAAGUGAGGGAGGUGUGUGUCUGCCUCAGGAAUCUGCUCCCACUGACACCCACCCAGAUCUAACAGGUGGAAGCUUGCUUGUCAAAAGGACAGCCCCAGCCCCACCUUGGAAAGACAAAAGGCAGAAACAUUCAGAUGAAAAGACUUCUGCUCAUGGCACUGCUGAAUCAGAACUCAUGGAGCAUGAAAGCUCUGCUGCUCCAACAGAACAAACAGAAACUGAAUCACUUCCAGUAUGUAAAGACAAAAGUGAGGAAGUUCCUGGGAAAAGUGUUCCAGCAGCUACUGUCAUGCUGGGCAAACAGCCAGGUACCCUCCCAGCUGGUGAAGGUGCUCCUCAGAAGCUGAAGACCCAUAAAGAUAUGAGAUCUGCUGUCCUGGAAGAAGCAGAAGCAGCUGUUACAGGAAUCACUGCACCAUCAGCCCACGGUGAUGAAAGCCAAGCACACAAGCAGACUCCUGUUCACUUAGACACAGCAGCAGCUGUCCUGAAGGGAGAGCAGCUCGCUGCUCCCAAAAUCCCACCACCAGGAUCAGUGCCAGCUCUGGCCUCUGAUGGAGCACAGCAGGCUCUCAGCAAGGAGAAACUUGCUGCUCCGAGGAGUAAAAGCUCAGCUGUCACAGGGGUUGUUUCCAGUUUGGCCCAUGAAGGAGCUGAACCCCAGAAGUUUCCUGAAGGCCAUGGCUCAGAGCCUGCUGGUCUGGAGAGCAGACACCCAGCCAGAGCUGAGUCCUCCCAAAGCACUGCCCUCCCUCAGGUCUGGGAGGGUGAAAACCAAGAACACACAGAGGUGUCAGUUCACAGGGAGAUGAGAUCUGUUGUGGCAGCAAGUGGAAGCCGAGCAGCUGGACAAGCUGUGGCUGCUCCUCUCCCCAAGGCUGGACAUGGGGUGCUUGAGCAGCACAGGGCUGGGAUUUUGGAUGGUCUGGAGAGUGGCAGUUCAGGUGCAUUAACUGCUUCACAACCAGAAAUUGCUCCAGCUUCAGCCUAUGAACUGAUAUAUGAGGAAUAUCCAGAGGGUUAUGGUGAGGGUGGAGGCACUGCCUUAGAAAGUGGAAGAUGUGAUGCUGGAAAAGCUGCCCCACCACUGCUCCGCAGGGAUCAUCAUGGCCAGGAGCUCUCACACCACAGAUCUUCUUUUUACAGUGACGAGGAGUCUGCUGUGCUGGAGGGCUUGGUGGAUGAGAUGGUUUCCCUCUCUGAGGAGAUGAAUGUUUGGGCAGAGUCAGUUUCUGGAGAGAAGGGAAGCAAGAGGCACAUUUCUCCUCACAGAGAGAUGUCCUACAAAGGCAGCCAAGCACACAUGGACACCUCCUUCCCUUCUGUCCAACAGGGUGGAAGAGGAGAACUCGCUGAGCAGGAUGACCUUGCAGAACCCUACCUUGCUGUGAGUGAGGAGCCAGGAGUCCUGGAAGAGCAGGGAGCACAGACAGUUCCUCAUGAAUGUGAGCACCUGGAGGACUUGGCAUUUGAGACCUCCCCUUCCAGCCCAGAGAGCCUUUCCUCCACAGAGAGCUUGGACACUCCAAGAAGACCCAUCCACGUGCCAGUGAUCAAGGACACUGGCAAACACCCAGAAGUUUCUCUGGUGAAAAUCAAAGACCUGUCAGAUGAAACACCCAGUCAUGGCAGCGGCCCCCAAAAAUUUGACAUCUCAGAAGUGGAGCCAGCCUAUUUGAAUUUCUCAGAUUUAUAUGACAUUGUUUAUUUCCCAUUUGAGUUUCUGAGCUAUAAGAAGCCUUCACCCAAACCAGUUCCUAGACGGUUCAUGUUUCUUGGUGAAAGGGCAAGGUCCCCUCCUGCAGGACAUCUCCAUAAGGAUAAAAGACUGUGUAUCAGGGAACAGGAAGACAAGAACAGGAAGAACCGUUUGGAAAUAUCCGAGGAUUCAAAGGCAGCUAACUUAUUAGCCACGAGGAAAGGGGCAGAGAGCCAUAAAGCAAUGUAUAGCUCCCAAAAGGACUCCAGUGGGAAGCAGAAAAGCUCCUUCCACAGCAAGCCUGGACUCUUUAAGCCAUAUGCAAGGUCUCAUUCAGUGGAGCAGUUGGUGGAGCAGAGUCUGAAGAAGAAAGUAAAAGCUUCUGUCGCUCACAUUUCAAGAAUCCUAAAAGGAAAAACAUCUCCUGAGCCAGAGGAAGCAGAGUUUGGUGAGCUGGGAAGUGAGGCUGCAGAAAAGGAGCUGUUAAUAGGGGCUGAAGGAUCUCUGAAGAGGAAAUCAGCACUCCCUUCAUUCAAGCUACCAAGCCUUAUCCCAAAGGAGAAAGCCCCGUCGUUCACGGAGGAGCUCACGGACCAGGCUGCGGCCGCCGGACAGUGCGUGACACUCUCGUGCCGGACUGCAGCUCACUCCUCCCUGCACAUCAGCUGGUUCAGAGAUGGGACACCUGUCCAGGGCAGCAGCCGGAUCCUCAUCUCCUCCACGCUCAAACACUUCCAGCUGUUAACCAUUCUCUCUGUUAAUGCUGAGGAUUUUGGUAUUUACACCUGCGUGGCCACAAACUCUCUGGGCUCAGCAUCCACCUCUUGUGUCAUAAGAAAAGCAGAAGUUCCCCCCAGCCCUCCACCCCCUGACAUCGUGGAAGUCUGCAAGGAUGGAGUGCAGGUGGUUUGGAAACCUGUGGAAACCAACACCCCUGUCCACUACACUGUCCAGUGCAAGACUGAAGAUGGGGAGUGGACAACUCUUGCUUCUGACAUCACUGACUGCUGCUACCAUGCCAGAAAUCUCCCCCAGGGCUUCACCUACAGCUUCAGGACAGCCUGCAGCAGCAAGGCAGGGAUGGGCCCCUACAGCCACCCCUCUGCCAAAGUGACAGUCACUGGCAAGGAUCAGAUGGAGCCUCGUGCUGCCACGCAGGAGUUCCCAUCAGCUGCCCCUGAAGAAGAGAGUGAAGUGAUCUCACCUCCUGAGCCCUUCCCAACCUACCAGACCUACGCCUUCCAAACUGAGAUCAAAAGGGGCCGAUUCAGCAUCGUCCGGCAGUGCCGGGAGAAGGUGACCGGCAAGACUUUGGCCGCUAAAAUCAUCCCUUACUGGCAAGAGGACAAGCAGGCUGUGCUGCUGGAGUACCAGGUGCUGAGGAAGCUCCACCACACCAACAUAGCCCAGCUGAAGGGUGCCUACGUCAGCCCCCGGCACCUGGUGCUGAUCCAGGAGAUGUGUGUGGGGCCAGAGCUGCUCCACUCCCUGGCGUUACGGACAUCAUACUCAGAGGUGGAGGUCCGAGACUACCUGUGGCAGAUCCUCAGUGCCACCGAGUACCUCCAUGCCCACAACAUCCUGCACCUGGACCUCAGGUCUGAGAAUAUGAUCAUCACUGAGCCCAACCUGCUGAAACUCCUGGAUUUUGGCAAUGCACAGUUCUACACACCAGACAAGUUUAUUACCAUGGACAAAUGCUCGGACUAUGUGGAGACCAUGGCUCCAGAACUGCUGACAGAGCAAGGAGCCCUUCCCCAGACUGAUAUUUGGUCUGUUGGAAUCACAGCCUUCAUCAUGUUGAGUGCCAACUACCCCAUCAGCUCGGAUGUACCCUGUGAGUUCCUGAGAACAGCCAGGAAGGGGAAGCUGAAGCUGGCGCGGUGCUACGCGGGUCUCUCCGGGGGAGCAGUGUCCUUCCUCCAGAGCACUCUGUGUGCAAACCCUUGGGGAAGGCCCUCAGCCUCCGAGUGCCUCCAGAGCCCCUGGCUCCAGGAGACAGGUCUGGACAACAGGCAGCAGGCACUGGUCACCUUCCCCACCACCAAACUGAGGAAUUUCCUCAUGGAACGGGAAAAGAAGAGAGGCCUGCUGUGCUCCAAGUAUGGCCUCAUGAUUGCACAGUGACAUGGAUGUGGUGACAGAUGGGAAUCUCCUCCCUGUGCCCUCCUGCACUGGGUGUUUGGUACCAAACCCUCCUGCCAAGCUGCUCUCUGCCCCACCCCACCGUGUUUUGUCCGUGUGUCCUUCCUGCCACGGGCUGUUUCUGUGUAUGUGUGACUUGUGGGGGGAAGUGGGACACUGGACAGUGAAGGCAGCAAACCCAACAGUGACCUUGUAACACGCAGAUUUUGUACCACUAAGAGACUUUGCCACUUUGAAGCUGAGCUGCUCUUCCCUGGGGAGCAGGGCCACAUCUACCUGGAGAUGUGGCAGCAGUGUCCCUGGCAAAGGCUGAGUGUUUUAAUUCUUUUUAAAAAUCCUGAAAUGUCACGUUCCUCUUUGACCUUGAAACCCUGCUUUCCUCUGCAAAGGAUGGUGUUGGCUGUGUCAUUGCUUUGUACUCAUAACUUCAGUGUUCCUUUGAGUUUCUCUGCAGUGAUUGAUGUAUCCCUCAAUUCCCCAUAUGAGCAGCAGUAAGAGGAGGCUUCCUCAGAGCUGUGUCUGGCUGUGUUUGGAGGAAGGUGAACAAGAAGAGGCUUUCUCAGAGCUGUGUCUGGCUGUGUUUAGAGGAAGGUGAACAAGAAAACAGUUCCUAAUACAUUACAGUUCAAUACUAAAAGUGAGGCUGUUUAUCCAGGGAUGCUCCUUCCCAGCAAGUUUAACCCAUAUUCUUCCAAACCUGAAAGAUGGAGCAUCAGGACUCCUUCCCUUGCUGAGCACACAGAGCAGGAAUUGUGACUGAGAGCAGAGGAGCUUUCCCUGUGCUGUGGAGAGCAGGCACCAACUCAAUAGACUGUAAAAUUUGGAAUGCUGAAGUGUGCUAGAGGAGAGAAACCCAAGGGCUUAGGGCCAGACUCCGUGCUCAGUUCUCUGGGAGGAGAGGAGAGUUACACAAGACAGACACUGCAAUGAGGGCUGCCCCCCAGGAAACCUUUCAGGACUCUGCAUCCUGUCCAAUUUAACUUCUCUCACAAAUCCAGUCAGGUUUUUGUUGGCACAGGCUGGUUCUUUGCUCUUGCUGGUGCACUUUGGGAUGGAAAGGUCAGUGCCAGGGAAAAGCCUACCUAAACAUAAAAAACUUAAUUAUAGAAUAACUCAUUUGGAGCUUUCAUGCUCUUCCAUGUAUGACUUUUCCCUUUUGCUUCUCACAAUUGCAUGCAUUUGAGCAUGUCUGAGCUCUUUUAUAGACUCAACACUGUUUGGUUAAAUAAACCAUUCUGAUGAGCAAAUAAAGCCAGAUUUUUUCUGCUGAAUCAUUGUUAUUACUUUUACAUCCCAACCCACAUCUGUGCAGCACACAUCCCUCACCCCUCAGCUCUGACCUGGGCUUUUUAUCUAUUAGCUGGGAACACUGUCUAUUAGCUGGGAACCACUUCCAUGCAGGACAUCCACAUGAAAAAUCCUUUUCCUAGAGCUCUGGAAGGAGGACAUCACCUGGUCAGGAUGGGAUGAUGGCUCUGAGCUGCCCAGCUACCCCAAGGAAUUCCUGGGCAUGGUUUGGAACUUGCAUUGACCAGAAUGUGAGAAGGGCUUCAGAUGGAUGACAAAAAAAUAGGUGAGAGCUGUAGCUGGAGCAUGGAAGGAGUGAAAAGGUGCUGGAAUUGUUAAAGGAAAUAUCAGCUGUCUCAGUCAAGCCUUACAGGUAGUUUUUUAUCUUGGUCCAGCCACAACUGCUUGAUAGUUUCUGCCUGAAUUUCCACCACCACCAUGAGGUCAGGGCUAAUGACCAGUCUGGCAGGCUGGGAUAGUUUGCCCUUAACAUGCAGUUACAACAUCAUCCUGCCCUUUCAAGGACAAAGCAGAAUCUGGAUCUGAUGUUUGGACACAUUCUUCAACCCCAAAUAAUCUCCAAAGUUCAAGGUUAGUGACAGCAUUAAAAUCAAUCCACUGUUCUCCACAAAGGAGAGACUUGGGUUUAACUUCUGUAAGCAAGUGUUGAGAGUCCUAAUUGUUGAAGGGUGAUAAAGCAAAGCAGAGCUUGUAGAGCAAAGUUUUAUCCUGCACUGAUUCAGCAGAUAAAAAAUAUGUUUGAGGGCUAUAAGAUCACAGUGGCUGUAGCCCAUAAGGGAUUGAGGUUUCUCUCUUUGGAGGCCUCAUCAGAUACAAGAAGGGAACCAUAAACAAGACAAAAUUUCCCCAAGGAAAUUCUUACAUCCCUGGAGAGGAUAUUUGCUGCUCUCUGACCUUUCAGGGAUUCACCACAAGCUGAUGCCAUCCUGCCAAUGAUACUUCAUGUGGAAAAUAAAUUAUCAGGUGCAGGGUGUGACCAGACAAGUCUAGGGACCAGUCAGUCACCUAUUUGCACCCAACCAGCCCUUUCCAUCCCCUUACAUCUCAUUUUUUCUCCCUAAAUCACCUAAAUCCUUCCUUUAUCCCCCUUUGGUUCCUCCCUCAAGCACAUUAUUAUCUAAAGUCCUGUGCAGUCCCAAAAUGCUCUUCCCCUACACGGCAUAGGCACCUCCCCUGCCUUGACACAAUCCCCCUUAUCCCAGGUGGUGAUCCAGAGAGCUGUUCCUGAUGACACAUCUCCAUGGGAGUCAUGCUGGGACCAUGGGGAUGAUGGUCUGUUGGGGGAGCCCUGGGACGAACCUCGAUAAACCCUUAUUCCUUGGAAGCCUUGAAUUUGAAUUCCCACCUGACAAUUCCACCCUGUGCUCCUCCUGGCCUUCAGUGGGCUCAUGGAC
This is a messenger RNA of Serinus canaria (Common canary), 32351 nucleotides long. It is a transcript of the gene OBSCN, whose product is annotated as obscurin, cytoskeletal calmodulin and titin-interacting RhoGEF. Gene Ontology annotation, biological process: protein phosphorylation. Gene Ontology annotation, molecular function: guanyl-nucleotide exchange factor activity; protein kinase activity; protein binding. The record is from RefSeq and is a predicted model, not a curated record. Lineage: Eukaryota; Metazoa; Chordata; Aves; Passeriformes; Fringillidae.